This is a messenger RNA of Closterium sp. Yama58-4, 1743 nucleotides long. The record is from the annotation of a GenBank genome assembly. Lineage: Eukaryota; Viridiplantae; Streptophyta; Zygnematophyceae; Desmidiales; Closteriaceae.
AUGUCCCUCCUUCACACAUCCCUAGCAACUGUCCUACCGUGCGUACACUCUCAUUCCCCGUUUCGCCUCUCCUCCCAAUCGCAUCUUGUCGCAUUUACCCUGCUCCUCUCCCCCCGUGCGCGAGCACUCUCUCUCCCCUCUUUUCCCCUUCUCCAGUGCUUAUUCUCGCUCGUACUCCUCUGCUCCUCUCCUCACGUGCGCUUACAAUCUCGUUCCCCUCUGUUUCCCUUCUCCCGUGCUCAUUCUCUCUCGUUCCCCUCUGUCUCUCUUCUGCCGUGCUCCUUCUCUGUCGUUCCCCUCUGUUUCCCUUCUCCCGUGCCGCAUCUUGUCUCAUCCCCCUCUGUUUCUCUCAUCCCGAGCUCCUACACUCUCGUUCCCCUUUGCUUCUCUUUUCUCGAGCUGCUUCUAACUCGUAACCCUCUGUUUCUCUCAUCCCGAGCACGUGCAAUCUCAAUCCCCUCUGUUUCUUUAUCCCCUACUGCUACCCUCUCAUUCCCCUCUGUUCCUCUCCUCCCUUGCGCCUUCUUCUCAUUCCCCUAUGUUUCUCUAAGCUCCUGCGCCUUGUCUAUCCCGUACGCUCGUCCCCACUGUGCUCCGCCUGCUCCUCCCUUCUCGUGCCCGUGUUUUCACGGUUUUCACACUUCUUCCGUGCGCCUUCUCUCUCGUUCCCCUGUGCGCCUCUCCUCCCGUGCGCAAUUCGCUUCAUUCCCCCUGCUCAUCUUCUCCAGUGCCCGUUCACUCUCAUUCCCCUCUGUUACCUCUCCUCCCGUGCGCGUAUGCUCUCAUUCCCCUCUGCUCCUCUCCUCCCUUGCUCAUUUUAUCUCUUCCCUUGCUGCUCUUCUCCUCCCGUGCGCGUAUGCUCUCAUUCCCCUCUACUCCUCUCCUCCCUUGCUCAUUUUAUCUCUUCCCUUGCUGCUCCGCCCGUGCUCCUCCUCUCUCAAUCCCCUCUGUUUUGCUCCACCCAUGCGCCUCCUCUCUCAAUCCCCUCUGUUUUGCUCCGCCCGUGCGCCUCCUCUCUCAAUCCCCUCUGUUUUGCUCCGCCCGUGCGCCUCCUCUCUCAAUCCCCUCUGUUUUGCUCCUCCCGUGCGCCUCCUCUCUCUAUCCCCUCUGUUUUGCUCCGCCCGUGCACCUCCUCUCUCAAUCCCCUCUGUUUUGCUCCUCCCGUGCGCCUCCUCUCUCAAUCCCCUCUGUUUUGCUCCUCUCGUGCGCCUCCUCUCUCAUUCCCCUCUGUUUUGCUCCUCCCGUGCGCCUCCUCUCUCAUUCCCCUCUGUUUUGCUCCUCCCGUGCGCCUCCUCUCUCAUUCCCCUCUGUUUUCUUCCGCCCGAGCCCCGUCUCUCUCAACAUUCUCUGGUUCACUCAUCCCGUGCGCAUUCUCUGUCAAACCCCCUCUGUUCUCUCCUCCCGUGCGCAUAUGCUCUCAUUCCCCUCUGUUUCCCUCCUCCCGUGCGCUUUCUAUCUCAUUUCCCUAUGUUUCUCUCUGCCCGUGCGCCUUUCCUCUCCCGGACGCUCGUCCCCUUUAGUAUUUUCACAGUUUCCGCACUUCUCCUCUUCUCCUAUGCUAGGCUUCUCUGUUUCGUGGACCGGUCCUCCGACCUGUUGCAUUUAUUCUAUGUUUUCACCCUACGCCUCUUCUCACGUGCUCCCUAUUUUACGGCUUGCUUGGCAGAUGUCCUUCCUAUGUCCGAGAUGCCGGCUUUGUUCAUUCGAGACACGGUCAGGGCUGGGUCGGCACAUGCAGAGUAA